Cavia porcellus (domestic guinea pig) is the source of this 15499-nucleotide messenger RNA. It is a transcript of the gene Hmcn2, whose product is annotated as hemicentin 2. The coding region runs from base 16 to 15240 and encodes 5074 amino acids. Lineage: Eukaryota; Metazoa; Chordata; Mammalia; Rodentia; Caviidae. Gene Ontology annotation, biological process: homophilic cell-cell adhesion; synapse organization. Gene Ontology annotation, cellular component: plasma membrane; axon; neuronal cell body. The record is from RefSeq and is a predicted model, not a curated record. Gene Ontology annotation, molecular function: axon guidance receptor activity; calcium ion binding. The transcript is spliced from 98 exons.
GCCGUGCUCUCCAGGAUGCCCGGGGCGCCGCUCCUGCGGCUGCUGGCGGCCGCGGUGGCCGUCUGCGUCUCCGUGGCUGGGGCGGCGCUGCACUCCCCCAAGGGGGGCGCCACCCUGGCCUUCGUCUUCGAUGUCACCGGCUCCAUGUGGGACGACCUGAUGCAGGUGAUGGACGGCGCCGCGCGCAUCCUGGAGCGGACCCUGAGCCGCAGCCAGGCGGUGGCCAACUACGCGCUGGUGCCCUUCCACGACCCAGAUAUCGGCCCAGUGACGCUCACAGCGGAUCCGGUGGUUUUCCAGAAGGAGCUGCGAGACCUCUACGUGCAGGGAGGCGGUGACUGCCCAGAGAUGAGCGUGGGGGCCAUCAAGGCCGCUGUGGAGGUGGCCAACCCCGGCUCCUUCAUCUACGUCUUCUCGGAUGCCCGCGCCAAGGACCAUCACCGGAAGGAUGAGCUCCUGCAGCUCCUGCAGCUGAAGCAGUCACAGGUGGUCUUUGUGCUGACGGGUGACUGUGGUGACCGUGCCCAUCCUGGCUACCUGGCCUACGAGGAGAUCGCCUCCACCAGCUCCGGGCAGGUGUUCCACCUGGACAAGCAGCAGGUGGCGGAGGUGCUGAAGUGGGUGGAGUCGGCGGUCCAGGCCUCCAAGGUGCACCUGCUGUCCACGGACCAUGAGGCGGGGGGCGAGCACACGUGGAGGCUGCCUUUGGACCCCAGCCUCAAGGAGGUCACCAUCUCCCUGAGUGGGCCAGGGCCCGAGAUCGAGGUCCGAGAUCCGCUGGGGAGGAUCCUCCAGAAGGACGAGGGUCUCAAGGUGCUGCUCAGCAUCCCUGACUCAGCCAAGGUGGUGGCCUUUAAGCCCAAGCACCCUGGGCUGUGGUCCAUCAAGGUCUACAGCAGCAGCCGCCACUCCGUUAGGAUCACGGGCAUCAGCGACAUCGACUUUCGAGCUGGCUUCUCCACACAGCCCUCCCUGGACCUCAACCACACCAUCGAGUGGCCCUUGGAAGGCGUCCCCAUCUCCCUGGUGAUCAACUCCACCGGGCUGCAGGCCCCCGGCAGCCUGGACUCCGUGGAGCUGUCGCACAGCUCCGGGCGGCCGCUCCUGACGCUGCCCAUGCAGCCGCUGUCCAACUGGUCCGCUCCUCAGCUGUGGGCCGGGCCGCCCUUCCACGCCCCCCGGGAGCGCUUCUACCUCAAAGUGAGGGGCAAGGACCCCGAGGGCAACGCCCUCCUCCGCGUCUCCGGGGUUUCCUACAGCGGGGUGACCCCAGGUGCCCCCCUGGUCAGCAUGGCCCCCAGGAUCCACGGCCACCGGAACCAGCCCCUGCUGGUCUCCUGCUCCGUGCACAGUGCCCUGCCCUUCCGGCUGCAGCUUUACCGCAGCGGGGUCCGGCUGGGCGAGGAGAGGCACUUCCUGGAGUCAGGGAACAGUAGCUGGGAGAUCCCCCGGGCCUCCAAGACCGACGAGGGGACCUACGAGUGCACUGCGGUCAGCAAAGCCGGGACCGGACGGGCCAGGGCCCAGGUCAUCAUCACAGAUCCACCGCCGCAGCUGGUCCCUACCCCCAAUGUGACUGUGUCCCCGGGGGAGACCGCUGUCCUAUCCUGCCAGGUCCUGGGUGACGCACCCUACAAUCUGACCUGGGUCCGGGACUGGCGAGUCCUGCCUGCCUCCAUGGGCCGGGUCACGCAGCUGGCCAAUCUGUCCCUGGAGAUCAGAGGGGUCGUCCCCAGUGACAGCGGGCGGUACCAGUGCAUGGCCAGCAAUGCCAAUGGGGCCACCAGGGCAUCCACCUGGCUCCUGGUGCGAGAAGUGCCUCAGGUGAGCAUUGACACCAGAGCCCAGAGCUUCUCCCAGGGUGUGGAGGUGAAGGUCAGCUGCUCGGCCUCGGGGUACCCCACACCCCACCUCUCUUGGAGCCAUGAGGGCCUCCCCCUACAAGAGGACAGCAGAACCCGUGUGGAUCCCCAGGGAACCCUGAUCAUCCAGAGAGUGGCCCCGGAGGAUGCUGGGAAUUACACCUGCCGGGCUGCUAAUGAAGUGGGAGCAGAUGAGGAGACGGUUACCCUGUAUUACGCAGAUCCCCCAUUGGUGUCUGCCGUGAACUCCGUGGUGCUCGCUGCCGUGGGCCAGGAGGCAGUGCUGGGGUGUAUGGCCACAGGGGCGCCCCCGCCCCGUGUGGUCUGGUACCGAGGGGACCUGGAGAUGAUCCUGGCCCCCGAGGACUCCAGCUCAGGGGUGCUGCGGGUCCCCUCGGCCCAGGAGCGGGAUGCGGGUGUCUACACCUGCCGGGCUAUCAACGAGCUGGGCACUGCCUCGGCGGAGGUGCAGCUGGAGGUUGGACAUGCCCCCCGGCUGACGGAACUGCCCCGGGACAUCGCUGUGGAGCUGGGCCGGAGCGCCUUCCUGGCCUGCCGGGCCACUGGCCGCCCGCCCCCGACGGUCACCUGGCAUCGCCGAGACGGCCUGCCCUUGGGGCUGCGGCAACGGGACUCGGGGGUGCUGCUUAUUGAGAGUGUCGCCCCGGAGGACCAGGCCACUUACGUCUGUGAGGCUCAGAAUGUCUUCGGGAAGGCCCAGGCCGAGACCCGGCUCAGUGUCACCGGACACGCACCCCCGCAGAUUGCCGGCAGUGCGUCCAUCGUACGCGUCCUGGAGGGCCAGCCGGUGUCCCUGCCGUGUGUCAUCCUGGCUGGGAGGCCCCUCCCGGAGAGGCGCUGGCUCAAGGCCACCCACCCGCUCCCAGCGGGCGGCCGGGGCUCUGUCCGGGCUGACGGCAGCCUCCACUUCGACCGGGCACUGCAGGAGGACUCGGGGACCUACAGCUGCAUGGUCAGCAACGUGGCCGGUUCCCAGCACCGGGAUGUGGAACUGGUUGUCCAGGUGCCGCCCAGAAUCCACCCCAUUGCCACCCACCAUGUCACCAAUGAAGGGGUUCCAGCCUCUCUGCCCUGUGCCGCCUCAGGAGUUCCCACCCCGACCAUCACCUGGACCAAGGAGAGCAAAGCCCUGGCCUCCGGGGGUCCCCAUUACAACGUGAGCAAGGGCGGCACCCUGGUCAUCACCCGGCCGUCCCCCCAGGACAUGGGGGCCUAUGUGUGCACAGCCACCAAUGCCGUGGGCUUCUCCAGCCAGGAGAUGCGGCUGUCAGUCAACACCAAGCCCAGGAUCCGGGUGAAUGGGUUGCAGGAUACAGACUCGCCCCUCCAUGUCACAGCCAAGACUGGCAAAGAGGUGACCCUGGAUUGUGAGGCCCAGGGCUCCCCGCCACCCCUGGUCACCUGGACAAAGGACGCCCAGCCUCUGCUGCCUGGGACCGACAGCCACGUCCUCCUUCCAUCUGGAUCCCUGCGCCUGACGCGGGCCCAGGCAAGCGAUGACGGCCACUAUGAGUGCACCGCCAGCAACCCAGCAGGCUCAGCCUCCCGACGCUACAUCCUCGGGGUGCAAGUGCCCCCGCAGGUGCAGCCAGGUCCACAUGUCCUCAAGGCCCUGCUGGGAGAAGCCCUAGAUCUGAACUGCGUGGCCCAGGGCCGCCCAGAGCCGCAGCUGCUCUGGUCCAAGGAUGGGGCGGCCUUGCCCAGAGCGGGGCCCGCGGGCUCGGUACACUUCGAAGCUGUGCAGAUCUCCGAUGCCGGGAUGUACCGCUGCGAGGCCACCAGCAGCGCCGGGACAGACGCCUGGGAGCUGGAGCUCAGGGUGCUGGAGCCUCCCCACUGGCUAGCCAACAACAGCAGCUUGGUGGAGCGAGUGGCAGGGGAAAACGCCAGCCUCCCGUGCCCAGCCCGAGGGACACCCAUGCCGCAGGUCACGUGGCGCAAGGGCCCAUCCUUGGAGCCUCUGAGCGGCCGGCCAGGCGUGGUGGUGCUGGAUGACGGGUCCCUGUUCCUGUCCUUGGUGUCGCUCACGGAUGGCGGAGACUAUGAGUGCCAGGCCACCAACGAGGUGGGCUCUGUGUCCAGGAGGACCAAGCUGCUGGUCUACGUGUCCCCCAGCAUCCGGGAGGAUGGGCGCCAGGGCAACGUGUCAGCGGUGGCUGGGCAGCCGCUCUCGCUGGAGUGUGAUGCCAGUGGCUCUCCGGUCCCUGAGAUCCUGUGGCUCAAGGACGGGCAGCUGAUCCCUGAGGCUGGUGGUCACCGCCUCCUGAAUGGGGCCCGCACGCUGCACUUCCCCAGGCUCGGGGAGGCUGAUUCAGGCCUCUACUCCUGCCGGGCAGAGAACCAGGCGGGGAAGGCACAGAGGGACUUCAGUCUCCUGGUGCUUGUCCCUCCUUCCAUGCUGGGAGUCGGGGCUACCCAGGAGGUGCUGGGCCUGGCUGGGGCAGACGUGGAACUGGAGUGUCGGACCUCGGGGGUCCCCACACCCCAAGUGGAGUGGACCAAGGAUGGGCAGCCUGUCCUUCCGGGAGACCCUCGCGCCCAGCUCCAGGAGGAUGGCCAGGUCCUCAGGAUCACCGGCAGCCACCCGGGGGAUGCGGGGCAGUACCAGUGCACAGCCUUCAGCCCAGCAGGCCAGCAGGCCAAGGACUUCCAGCUCCGCGUCCACUCACCCCCGACCAUCUGGGGCUCCAAUGAGACGGGCGAGGUGGCUGCCAUGGAGGGACACGCUGUGCGGCUCCUGUGUGAGGCUCGGGGCACCCCAGCCCCUGACGUCACAUGGUUCAAGGAUGGGGUCCUGCUCCCCACUAGCCCCGAGGUGGUCUACACCAGAGGCGGCCGGCAGCUGCAGCUGAGCCGAGCCCAGAGCUCAGACGCCGGUGUCUACACCUGCAAGGCCAGCAACCCUGUAGGUGUCACGGAGAAAGCCACCAGGCUGGCCGUUUAUGUCGCUCCCACCAUCGAGGGUGCCAGCGGAGGGCCGUAUAUGGUACAGGCCGUGGCCGGCAGGCCCUUGGCACUGGAGUGUGCUGCCCGGGGCUUCCCGCCCCCCGCCGUGUCCUGGCAACAUGAGGGGCUGCCGCUGGCCGAGAGCAACGGGACAUGGCUGGAGCCGGAUGGUGCGCUGCGGCUGCAGAGCCCAGGGGAGGCCUCCGGGGGCCUGUACAGCUGCGUGGCCAGCAGCCCUGCGGGCGAGGCCGUGCUGCAGUACGCCGUGGACGUGCAGGUGCCCCCACAGCUCCUGGUGGCCGAGGGCUCAGGCCAGGUGGCCGCCAUCGUGGGACAGCCCCUGGAGCUCCCGUGCAGGGCCUCGGGCUCCCCAGCGCCCACCAUCCAGUGGCUGCAGAACGGCCGCCCCGCUGAGGAGCUGGCUGGAGUGCGGGUGGCCUCGCAGGGGACCACGCUGCACAUUGACCACGUGGAGCUGGCCCAUGCGGGCCUUUUCGCCUGCCAGGCCACCAAUGAUGUGGGCACCACGGGGGCCGAGGUGGAGGUAUCUGUGCACGAACUCCCAUCGGUCGACAUCAUCGGCAGCAAGAACCUCACGGUCCCUUUCCUGCAGUCUGUGACCCUCCAGUGUGUAGGGGUCGGCAUGCCUCCUCCAAGCCUCCACUGGUGGAAGGAUGGGGUGGCCCUGGCAACCUCAGGGGGGACCUUGCAGAUAGAGAAGGUGGACCUGAGGGACGAAGGUAUCUACACCUGCACGGCCACCAACCUGGCGGGAGAGAGCAAGAAGGAUGUGGCAGUCAAGGUUUUGGUGCCCCCCAACAUCGAGCCAGGCCCCAUCAACCAGGCGGUGCUGGAGAACACGUCCAUAACUUUGGAGUGCUUGGCAUCGGGGGUGCCUCCUCCCGAUGUCUCCUGGUUCAAGGGCCACCAGCCCGUCUCCGCCCGGACAGGGCUGACGGUCUCCAAGGAUGGGAGAAGCCUGCGCAUUGAGCAAGCCCAGCUUUCUGAUGCCGGGAGUUACCGCUGUGUGGCUUCCAAUGUGGCGGGCAGCACGGAACUUCAGUACGGCCUCCGGGUCCACGUGGCCCCCCAGAUCACUCUGGCACCCAGCCUGCCAGGCCCAGUGCUGCUCGGUGCCCCAGUCCGACUGAGCUGCAAUGCCUCUGGGGUCCCCAGCCCCACACUGAUGUGGCUAAAGGAUGGAAACCCCGUGUCGCCCGCAGGAACCCCUGGCCUCCAGGUCUUCCCUGGGGGUCGGGUACUUGCCCUGGCCAGCGCCCGGACCUCUGACUCGGGCAGCUACUCGUGCGUGGCUGUGAGUGCUGUGGGCGAGGACCGCCGGGACGUCACCCUGCAAGUCCACGUGCCCCCCAGCAUCCUCGGGGAAGAGCUGACCAUCUCUGUCAUGGCCAAUGAGUCUGUGACCCUGGAGUGCCGCAGCCAUGCCGUGCCCCCUCCCAAGCUGAGCUGGCAGAAGGACUCGAGGCCCCUGAAGCUGCGGCCUGGCAUCCAUCUCUCCCAGGACAAGGCCCUGCUGGAGGUGUCCAGGGCGGAGGUGGGGGACGCUGGCCGCUACACCUGUGAGGCUCUGAACCGCGCUGGCCGCUCCGAGAAGCACUUCAAUGUGAACGUCUGGGUGCCUCCGGCCUUCCCCUUGCGGGAGCCCCGCCCCCUGGCCGUGACCGAGGGGCAGCUGGCCAGGCUGUCCUGCGAGUGCCGCGGCGUCCCUUUCCCCAAGGUCACCUGGAGCAAGGACGGUCAGCUGCUGCCCGGGGAGGCGCCCGGUGGGGAGCAGGUGUCCGUGGUGGGGCGACUGCUGUACCUGGGGCGCGCGCGGCCCGCACAGGAGGGGACAUACACGUGCGAGUGCAGUAACGUGGCCGGGAACAGCAGCCAGGCCCAGCGGCUGGAGGUGCACGCUCCCCCCCAGAUCGCCGGCCCCCGGGAGCCCCUCACGCGCGUGUCCGUGCUGCAGGGCGGGGAGGCCGCUCUGGAUUGCAACGCCACGGGGAGGCCACUGCCGGCGGUGACCUGGGAGCGGGACGGGCAGCCCCUGCGCACCGAGCCUGGCCUGCAGCUGCAGAGCCAGGGCCACCGCCUGCGGGUGCAGCAAGCACAGGCUGCCCACGCGGGACGGUACAGCUGCGUGGCCAAGAACGCAGUGGGGCUCGCAGAGCGGAGGUUCGAGCUGUCCGUGCUGGUGCCCCCGGUGCUCCUGGGGUCCGCCGACCCAGUGACCAACGUCACAGCUGCUGUGCACGGCCCCUUGACUCUGCUCUGCGAAGCCACAGGGGUCCCGCCCCCCGAAGUGCGCUGGUUCCGGGAGGAGCAGCCCAUCCAGCCCCGGGAGGACACCUACCUGUUGGCGGGUGGCUGGAUGCUGAGGGUGAGCCAGGCUCAGGAGCAGGACCGAGGUCUGUACGCGUGCCUGGCCAGCAACGAAGCUGGGGAGGCAUGGAGGAACUUCAGCGUGGAGGUCCUAGUUCCCCCCACUAUAGAGAACGAGGGCUUGGAGGAGGUGACCAGGGUGCCCGAGGGACAGACAGCCCAGUUGACUUGCAACACCACAGGCCACCCUCAGCCCAUCAUCACCUGGUUCAAAGACGGCCGGCCCCUGGGUGGUGGAGAUGCCCACCACACCUCCCCAGAUGGAGCCCACCUGUGGGUCCCCCAGGCCAACCUGUCCCAUGCCGGCCACUACUCCUGCAUUGCCAGCAACGUCGUGGGGGAGAAGACCAAGCACUUCCAGCUCAGCGUGCUGGUGCUGCCCACCAUCCUGGGGGCGACUGAGGAUGGUGCCGGCGAGGAGGUGACCGUGACCAUCAACAACCCCAUCUCUCUGAUCUGCGAGGCGCUGGCCUUCCCUGCCCCCAACAUCACCUGGAUGAAGGACGGGGUCCCUUUUGAGGCUUCCAGGAACAUCCAGAUGCUCCCAGGCACCCGAGGGCUGCAGAUCCUGAAUGCCCAGAAGGAGGACGCGGGCCAGUACACCUGUGUGGUCACCAAUGAGCUGGGGGAGGCCACCAAGAGCUACCACGUGGAAGUGCUCAUCCCCCCUUCCAUCUCCAAAGACGACCCUGCGGGGGACCUGGGGGUGAAGGAGGUGAAGACGAAGGUCAACAGCACCCUGAGUCUGGAGUGCGAGUGCUGGGGCUCCCCCCCGCCCGCCAUUAGCUGGUACAAGGAUGGACAGCCCGUGACACCUGGCCAGCGUCUGCGCAUCAUGGGCGAGGGCCGCCUGCUCCAGAUCCAGCCCACACAGGUCUCGGACUCGGGGCGGUACCUGUGCGUGGCCACCAACGUGGCCGGGGAAGAUGACCAGGACUUCACCGUGCUCAUCCAAGUCCCCCCCAUGUUCCAGAGGGUGGGCCAUCCCAGCGCUGCCUUUGAGUCCCUGUCCCGGGAGGAGGAGGCCCGGGGUGAGGUGACGGAAUACCGAGAGGUGGUGGAGAACAACCCGGCCUACCUGUACUGCGACACCAAUGCUGUCCCGCCGCCAGAGCUCACCUGGUACAGGGAGGGGCGGCCCCUGUCCACCUCUGCCGACCACAGGGCCUCCGUGUUGCAAGGUGGCCGGGUCCUGCAGCUGCCCCUGGUGCGGGCAGAGGAUGCUGGGAGGUAUUCGUGCAAAGCCUCCAACGAGGUGGGCGAGGACUGGCUACACUAUGACCUACUGGUGCUGACCCCGCCUGUGAUCCUGGGUGACACCGAGGAGCUGGUGGAGGAGGUGACUGUCAAUGCCAGCAGCACUGUUAGCCUCCAGUGCCCGGCCCUGGGCAACCCGGCACCUACCUUGUCCUGGCUGCAGAAUGGGCUGCCUUUCUCCCCGAGCCCGAGGCUGCAGGUGCUGGAGGACGGGCGAGUCUUGCAGGUGUCCACGGCAGAAGUGGCUGACGCUGCCAGUUACAUGUGUGUGGCGGAGAACCUGGCGGGCUCUGUGGAGAAACUGUUCACCCUGCGGGUCCAAGUGCCCCCGCGGAUCACGGGCCAGAACCUGGAGCGGGUCAGCGCCGUCCUCAACAGCAGCGUCUCCCUCCCCUGCGAAGCCCUGGCUCACCCGAGCCCCGAGGUCACUUGGUACAAGGACGAUGAGGCCCUGGCCCUGGGGGAAGAGGUUUUCCUCCUGCCUGGCACCCACACGCUACAGCUGCCCCGUGUGCAGCCCUCGGACUCCGGGACCUACCUGUGCGAGGCCCUCAAUGCGGCCGGCCGUGACCAGAAGGCUGUGCAGCUCAGUGUGCUGGUGCCCCCCACCUUUAGGCAGGCUCCCGACAGCCACCAGGAGGUGAUCUUUGUCCGUGCCGGGGACAAGGCCAUCCUGAACUGUGAGACGGACUCAUUCCCAGAGCCGGUCGUGACCUGGUACAAGGACCAGCAGCCCCUGGCCCCGGGGCCGUGGGCCCAGGCUCCGCAGGACGCUCAGCGGCUGGAGAUCCUGGCGUCCCAGGUGUGGGACAAAGGUUCAUACAGCUGUAAAGUUAGCAACGCCGCCGGGGAGGCCACUCGGACCUUUGUCCUCACUGUCCAGGUGCCCCCAAUGUUUGAGAACCCCAAGACAGAGACAGUGAGCCAGGUGGCUGGGAGAGCCCUGGUCCUGACCUGUGAUGUGUCAGGGGUCCCUGCGCCCACUGUGACUUGGUUGAAGGACAGAAUGCCUGUGGAGAGCAGCGUGGUGCAUGGCGUGGUCUCCCGGGGCGGCCGCCUGCAGCUGAGCCGCCUGCAGCCCACCCAGGCCGGCACCUACACGUGCGUGGCCGAGAACGCCCAGGCCGAGGCCCGCAAGGACUUCGUGGUGGCCGUGCUGGAGGCUCCCCGGAUCCGGAGCUCGGACGCCCCGCAGGAGCACAGCGUGCUGCAGGGCCAGGAGGUGCGGUUAGACUGCGAAGUCCAGGGGCAGCCGCCGCCCGACGUGGCCUGGCUGAAGGACGGCGCCCCGCUGCAGCAGGACGUGGGUCCCCACCUGCGGUUCUUCCUGGACAGCAGCUCCCUGGUGCUCAAGGGCCUGAGAGCCUCGGACUCCGGCGCCUACACUUGCGUGGCCCGCAACACAGCGGGGGAGGAUGCCAGACUGCACACGGUCACCGUGCUGGUCCCCCCCACCAUCGAGCAGGAGGCAGGUGGCACAGGGAUUCUGCUGAGCAGGCCUGGGGAACUGGUGACCAUGGCGUGCCCAGUCCGGGGCUCCCCACCCAUCCACGUGAGCUGGCUCAAGGACGGACUGCCACUGCCCCUAUCUCAACGCACCCAACUGCAUGGCUCAGGCCGCACCCUCAGGAUUUCCCAGGUGCAGCUGGCGGACGCGGGCACCUUCACCUGUGUGGCUGUGAGCCUGGCCGGUGUGGCCAGCAGGAACUUCACUCUGCAGGUGCUGGUGCCUCCCAUCCUGGAGCCAGCGGACUUCCAGGGCGAGGUGGUGGUGGCCCCUGGCUCCUCUGUGGUCCUGCCAUGUGAGGCCCAGGGGAGCCCCCUGCCCCUCCUGUCCUGGAUGAAGGACGGGGAACCCUUGUUGCCCCAAAGCCUUGAGCAGGGGCCUGGCCUGCAGCUAGAGAGAGUGGGAGCCGGUGACUCGGGGACCUACUCCUGCGUGGCCACCAGCGAGGCCGGAGAGGCCAUGCGACACUUCCGGCUGACUGUCAUGGACCCGCCCCACAUCCAGGACUCGGGGCAGCCUGUGGAGCGGUUAUUGGUGGCCGGUGCCCACAUGGAGCUCCUGUGUGACGCCAGGGGCGUCCCCCAACCUAACAUCACCUGGCAUAAGGACGGGCAGGCCCUGCGUGGGCAAGCUGGCCGCGUGUUCCGUGUGGAGGGCGUGCAGGUGGGUGACGCAGGGCUGUACACCUGCCUGGCUGAGAGCCCUGCAGGCGAAGCUGAGAAGAGUUUCCGGGUUAGAGUUCAAGCCCCUCCAAAUGUGGUUGGGCCCCAGGGUCCCCGCUCUGUGGUCGGCCUGGCCCCAGGGCAGCUGGUCCUGGAGUGCCCCGUGGAGGCAGAGCCAGCGCCCGAGAUCGAGUGGCACCGAGAUGGGGUCCUGCUGCAGGUGGACACACACACCCAGCUCCCGGAGCAUGGCAGAUUCCUGCAGUUGCAGGCCCUGAGCACGGCCGACAGCGGCCACUACAGCUGCACAGCCCGCAACCAGGCGGGCAGCACCAGCGUGGCCUUCCACGUGGAGAUCCACAUGGUGCCCACCAUCCAGCCAGGACCGCACGCCGUGAACGCCUCUGUGAACCAGAUAGCCCUGCUGCCCUGCCGGGCCAGUGGUGAGCCCCCUCCUGUUGUGAGCUGGCGGAAGGAUGGGGCUCCACUGGAUCCGGAGAGCCCCAGGCUAGAGGUUCUGCCUGAUGGGUCUCUGAGGAUCCAGCCUGUCCUCACCCAGGACGCCGGCCACUACGUCUGCCUGGCAUCCAACUCUGCUGGCUCCGAUCGGCAGGGCCGCGACCUGCAGGUCUUCGAACCUCCAGCCAUCUCCCCCGGCCCCUCCAACCUUACCCUCACCGCGCCCAGCCCAGCCGUGCUGCCCUGCGAGGCCAGUGGCUCCCCCAAACCCCUGGUGGCCUGGUGGAAAGAUGGACAGAAGCUGGACUUCCACACGCAGCAGGGUGCCUACCGUCUCCUGCCCUCCAACGCCCUGCUGCUUAUGGCCCCCAGCGCCCAGGACUCAGCUCAGUUUGAGUGCGUGGUGAGCAAUGAGGUGGGCCAGGCCCGCAAGCUCUACCAGGUGACCGUGCAUGAGCCUCCGACCAUCGCCGAUGACCAGACAGCCUUCACUGUGACCAGGAUGGCACCCGUGGUCCUCACCUGCCACAGCACGGGGGUGCCGGUCCCCACUGUGUCUUGGAGCAAGGCGGGCGCCCAGCUAGGGGCCCGGGGGAGUGGCUACCGAGUCUCAUCGUCCGGUGCCCUGGAGAUCGGGCAGGUCCUCCCCAUCCAUGCUGGUCGCUACACCUGCACAGCCCGCAAUGUCGCCGGAGUGGCCCACAAGCACGUGGUCCUCACCGUGCAGGCCUCCCCUGUGGUGAAGCCACUGCCAAGCGUGGUCCAGGUGGUAGCGGAAGAGGAGGUACUGCUGCCCUGUGAGGCCUCAGGCAUCCCCCGGCCCACCGUCACUUGGCAGAAAGAGGGGUUCAGCAUCCCUUCAGGAGGGCGGAGCCAGGUCCUCCCCAGCGGACAGCUGCGGCUCACCCGCGCCCACCCUGAGGAUGCCGGGAACUACUUCUGCAUGGCCCAGAACAGCGCGGGCAGCGCCAUGGGGAGGACGCGGCUGGUGGUGCAAGUGCCCCCUGUGAUCGAGAGCAGCCUCCCUGACCUGUCUGCCACAGAAGGCUCCCACGCCCUCCUGCCCUGUGUAGCCAGGGGCAGCCCCGAGCCUGACAUCCACUGGGAGAAGGACGGCCAGCCAGUGAGCGUGUCCGGAGCCCAGGGCAAGUACAGCCUCCAGCCCUCAGGAGAGCUGCUGGUGAAGAACUCUGAGGGCCAGGACGCAGGCACCUACACCUGUACUGCGGAGAAUGUGGUGGGCCGGGCCCGGCGGCGUGUGCAUCUCACCAUCCUGGCACUGCCCAUCUUCACCACGCUGCCUGGGGACCGCAGCCUGCGCCUUGGGGACAGGCUGUGGCUGCGCUGUGUGGCCCGAGGCAGCCCAACCCCAAGCCUCAGCUGGACCGUCAACGAUCUACCAGUCACAGAAGGUGUGUCCGAGCAGGAUGGGGGCAGCACCCUGCAGCGGGCAGCAGUGACCAGGAAGGACAGCGGGACCUAUGUGUGCUGGGCUGAGAACAGAGUGGGCCGCGUGCAGGCGGUCAGCUUCGUGCACGUGAAGGAGGCCCCUGUCCUACAAGGAGAACCCUUCUCCCGGCUGGUGGAGCCUGUGGGGGGCAGCAUCCAGCUAGACUGCCUGGUCCGUGGUGACCCAGCUCCCAACAUCCACUGGACCAAAGACGGUCUUCCACUGUGGGACAGCCGCCUGCAGAUACAGAAUGGCUCGCUGACCAUCCACAGGACCAAGAUGGCUGACGCGGGCCAGUACCAGUGCCUGGCGGAGAACGAGGUGGGCGCCGUGAAGAAAGUGGUGACCCUCGUCCUUCAGAGUGCCCCGGUGUUCCAGGUAGAGCCCCAGGACGUCACAGUGAGGCCUGGUGAGGAUGUGGCUCUGCGGUGCCGGGCCACUGGAGAGCCUGCGCCCACCAUUGAGUGGCUGCGUGCGGGGCAACCCUUGCGAGCCAGCCGGCGACUCCGGACCCUGCCGGACGGGAGCCUGGAGCUGGAGCGCGUGGAGGCGGGGGAUGCGGGGGAGUACCAGUGCGUCGCCCACAACCUGCUGGGCUCUGCCACCGCCCGGGCGUUCCUGGUCCUGAGAGAGCAACCCCGGGGGAGCCGGGGCAGCAUGGUCGGGGUGAUCAAUGGCCAGGAGUUUGGUAUGGCCGCUCUCAACACCAGUGUGCAGCAGGAGGCGCUGUCCGGGGUCACCACCAUCCGGAGCAGCGUCAGCCCCAUUCCGGCAGGAGUGGGGCCUCUGAUGCGGGUGCUGGUGGUCACCGUUGCCCCCAUCUACUGGGCCCUGGCUGGAGAGCGUGAAGAGGCACUGAAUGGCUACUCCCUGACGGGCGGCAGCUUCCGGCAGGAGUCCCACGUGGAAUUUGCUACGGGGGAGCUGCUCAGAAUGACACAGGUGGCACGGGGCCUGGACCCCGACGGGCUCCUGCUCCUGGAUGUGGUGGUCAGUGGCACCGUCCCUGAGGCCCUGGAGGGCGGGGACCUCCAAGUGCAGGAGCGGAAACCUCUGGCCUCCUGCCCCCACCAUUCCCCUGUCCAGGACUUCGAGGAGCGUUACGUGCAGACGGGGCCUGGCCGGCUCUUCGUGGGCACCAUGCAGGGCUUCCUCCACGACAACAUCCCCGGACUCCUCCGCUGCAACCACAGCAUCCAGUACGCGGCAGCGCGGGGCCCCCAGCCCCAGCUGGUGCAGCACCUCCAAGCCUCAGCUGUCAGCUCGGCCUUCGACCCUGAGGCCCAGGCCCUGCGCUUCCAGCUUGCUGCAGCCCUGCAAGCCGAGGAGCAUGAGGCGGGGUGCCCUGAAGGCUUCGAGCCGGACCCCAGAGGAGAGUUUUGUGUGGACAGGGACGAAUGUACAGACGGCCCCAGCCCCUGCUCCCACUCCUGCCACAACGUGCCCGGCCGCUUCUUCUGUUCCUGCCCUGCUGGCUUCACCCUCACCUGGGAUGACAGGACCUGCAGGGACGUGGACGAGUGUGAGUGGGAUACCCAUCUCUGCCAAGAGGGACAGCGCUGUGUGAACCUGCUCGGCUCCUACCGCUGCCUCCCCGACUGUGGGCCUGGCUUCCGAGUGGCAGCCGGAGGGGCCAGCUGCGAAGAUGUGGACGAAUGCCUGGAGCAGCGGGACCAGUGUCUCUACAACCAGCUCUGCGAGAACACGGCGGGCGGGCACCACUGCAGCUGCCCCCGGGGGUACCGGACUCAGGGCCCUGGCCUGCCCUGCUUAGAUGUCAACGAGUGCCAGCAGCUGCCUGAGCCGUGCGGCUACCAGUGCCACAACCUCCAGGGUAGCUACCGCUGUCUGUGCCCAGCGGGCUAUACCCUCCUCCGUGACGGCAAGGCCUGUACCCCACUUGAGCGGAAGGGACAGAAUGUGACCACUGUCAGCCACCGGAGACCCUCGAUGCCCUGGCUGCGGCCCCGAGCCCCCAUCCCUGGUGGUUCUUACCAUGCCUGGGUCUCCCUGAGGCCUGGCCCUGGAGCCCUGAGCAGUGUGAGCCGAGCCUGGUGCCCGCCUGGCUUCAUCUGGCAGAAUGGUGCCUGCGUGGACCUUGAUGAGUGCCGGGUUCGGAGCCUGUGCCAGCAUGCCUGCCAGAACACCGAGGGCAGCUACCACUGCCUCUGUCCUGCCGGCUACCGCCUCCUGCCCAGUGGGAAGAACUGCCAGGACAUCAAUGAGUGUGAGGAGGAUGCUGUGGAGUGUGGUCCGGGCCAGAUGUGCUUCAACACCCGUGGAGGCUUCCAGUGCGUGGACACGCCCUGCCCUGAGGCCUACCGGCAGGGCACCAACCCCGGGACCUGCUUCCGCCGCUGCUCGCAGGACUGCGACGCCGAGGGCCCGGCCACGCUGCAGUACCGGCUGCUGCCGCUGCCCCUGGGCGUGCGCGCCCACCACGAUGUGGCGCGCCUGGCUGCCUUCUCCGAGCCCGGCGUCCCCGCCAACCAGACCGAGCUCCGCGUGCUCCAGCCCGACCCGCGCAGCCCCUUCGCGCUGCGCCCCCUGCGCGCCGGGCUCGGUGCCGUCUACACCCGCCGCACGCUCACCCGCGCCGGCCUCUACCGCCUCACCGUGCGCGCUGCCGCGCCGCGCCACCAGAGCGUCUACGUGCUGCUCAUCGCCGUGUCCCCGUACCCGUACUGAGCCCGAGCCUGAGCCGGGCGGGGCGGGCGGCAGCGGAGCCUCCGUAAACAGCGGCCUUGACGCGGCGCCUGGGCGCACAGCCCGCGGACAGCGCUGGGUGUCACCGGCCCCAGAGGCUUCCCAGGCUAGGAGCUGGCCAGAAACGCGGGACACCUGACCCAGGGAGGAGCAGCUGUGAGGACACAACAGCCGUCACCGUCACCCUGGCACGGCCCUCCUGAACCCAGUGCGUGUUACGACAUAAAACGAUGUUUCCUAA